This is a messenger RNA of Laccaria bicolor S238N-H82, 684 nucleotides long. Its product is annotated as LisH motif-containing protein. The record is from RefSeq and is a predicted model, not a curated record. The transcript has 4 exons. Lineage: Eukaryota; Fungi; Basidiomycota; Agaricomycetes; Agaricales; Hydnangiaceae. The coding region runs from base 1 to 684 and encodes 227 amino acids. Gene Ontology annotation, molecular function: protein binding.
AUGCCGCCAAAGUCCUCGAUACGGGCGGAAGAAUGGGACCGCCGCCUCCAUGAUGUUCAGAUUACGAAAAACGACCUUAACAGACUCAUCAUGGACUAUCUCGUGAUCGAAGGCUACAAGUCGGCGGCAGAAGAAUUUAGCCAAGAAGCCAAUCUUGCGCCCCCUGUUGACUUUGAGAGUAUCGAAAGCCGUAUGGACAUCCGUGAGGCACUUCAGCGAGGCGAUGUUGAAGACGCCAUUAUCCGGGUGAAUGACUUGAAUCCAGAGAUUCUGGAUACAAAUCCUGCGCUAUACUUUCGGCUGCAACAGCAGAAGCUGAUUGAACUUAUACGGCUGGGAAGAAUAUCGGAAGCACUUGAGUUCGCACAGGAGGAACUUGCACCACGAGGAGAGGAAUCACCCGAGUUUCUUUCUGAGCUGGAACGAACGAUGUCGCUGUUGGCGUUUGAGGCCUCUGCAGCUGCGCCAGCUGGCAUCUCUGAAUUGCUAUCGCCAGCGCAGCGAAUGAAGACGGCUGGAGAGGUGAACGCUGCAAUCUUGGAGAGUUUGAGUCAGGGGAAUGAGGUGAAGUUAGUUGGGUUGCUGAAGCUUUUGUGUUGGGGAGAAAUGUUGCUAGAAGAACGGGCAGAGUUUCGCAAAUUGAACGUAGUUGAAGGAUCUUUGGUAGAUAGUGUCCAUGUGUAG